AGCGCCCAUAUUGAAUUCGCGCACUGCCGUCAUACAGACACACACACACAAGUUUGCAGGUCCUGGCGGCUUGCUGCACAACACAACGGAAUAAUUUAGUUCGUGGGACGACUACAGAAACGACGCACGCAAGUUGGGUCGUUCGGAACAACGUUUUGGCAAUUCCUUCGCUGUUGCAACCGCAGGGAGAAAAGUUUUGUUCGUUGCGAGAAAACUGCCUGCAAGUAGGCAUUUCGGUGUGUGACGAAACUUCAUCAUGAUUUACUGUUCGGAUAGUUGUGAGUCGCUGUGCAUCUCGUUCGAGUUUGUGAUAACUGAUAAGCAAUAGUCAAAAAGUGUCCGAGAAGUGAUAAGUUGUGAAGUUGAAUUGGAACGGGGGAUAAUAUUUUUUGCAGCAAUGGUCUCAUAAUGUGACUCGAAGGGUAGAAGUAGGAGGUUGCGCGACGGUAACUAAAUAAUCAAGAUACAACUACCAGUGCAGUUUCACUCGAGCGGUAAGACAAAACAUUCCGCGGGCAAGGAAAACGGCGAGCCAGUGCAAUAAAUACAAAUGAGUACAUCAAAACUUCGUGGAAAAUCGGCAGUUCAUAUCAAUGAUAGUGUAAUCAGUACCAAUACCAGCAGCUCGCACAACUCUUUGCUCAAAAUUGAAUCUGUUGUGCCAAAGCUUACCGCUCGCAUCAGUAAUACUAAUAACUUGAGUCACUCGAAUAGGCUGAAAACGUUUCAUCGAUCACAUAGCACGCUAGGGACUGCCUAUUUGAAGAAAGCAGGCGAGAAACGGCUAUUCGUUCCACGCGAAGCCGUGAAUGAUCAAGUCGGCGAAUCACCCAAGAACCAACAGCAUCCCAACCAUAGUGAACCACAACCCGAUGGUUCGGUUUUAAUUCAAAAUGGAAUUACCACGAUAAGACGAUCGGAAAGAGAUCGCGAAAAACAUCCGGACAGAGUAAACCUUGAUCGAAAAGGUCUCGGAUCGAUUCCAAUCAUCGACGAUGAGCCUAACCUGCGGUUGCUCUCACUGCAACAUAAUCUCAUCAAUACCUUCCAUAUACCUGCCGAAACGGAUUCAAACAACAAUGAAACUAAACAGACAGCUUCAGUUAACCAAAACCAAACAAAAUCAACUGCACCGAUGGUGCCGACGAAUUCCCCGAGUAACGCCCCUAAGGAAGGCUCUUCUGCAAAUCCCACUACUGUCACUGCUACUGCAAACAGCUCUCCGUUUGCAGCCAGCCAUAAUCUAAAGCAAUUCCUUCGUCAAAAAUCAACGUCUCGAAAUCAGCUGUACAUGAACAGCAACAACAUCAACUAUCUCUCUAGUAAAGUUACCUUAGGCGCCAAGCCAGUCAAUGGCCUCACAUCCGCCAGCAGCGGUCAAUCUCCUACAAGUGCCACAAGCCCAACAAGCACGUUCCUGCAAAAGCCAUCCUCAAUUCUACUGAGUGCUCAACACCGAAAUCUACUGAAAAGGUCCAACAGUUUCAUCAGUAAUGCAACAUUGUUUCCUGUUCCACCCGCGCACCAGCAGCAACUGCAGCAGCAAACCGCAAGCAAUGCCACAAAGCUGAAAAAUAAACUACAACUACUAACGCCUUCCUUUAGCAUCGAUAACCUAAAUAGUGUAAACGAGGUGAAUGCAACCCACCACGAUGCCACCAGCAAUGGCAACAGUAAUAACAACAGCGGAAAAACCACCCCCACCAACCCACCGGUGGCGCUUAACGGUGUCAAUCACUUCAUCAACCCCCAAAGCCACAUCUCCCCGAUUCUAUCGGCCGCGGAGCCGCGCUACAAUUUGCAAAAUCUAGUCUUUCUAGAUCUGUACGACAACCAAAUUGAGAAAAUUUCCUGCCUGGAUGGGUUGAAAUGCUUAACGGUGCUUUUGCUGGGCAAAAAUCGCAUCACCGAAAUCGGCGGUCUCGCUUCGCUGCGGCAGACUCUGCGUGUGCUGGAUCUCCACGGCAACAAAAUAAGCAAUAUCGCAUCGAAAAUUAACCAAUUACAAGAGCUGAAAUCUCUGAACCUAGCCGGAAAUCAACUACGGCAGAUCUACGCUCAAGACUUCAAUGGGUUGGUCAAUCUGAAGGAGCUUAAUCUGAAACGAAACCGCAUCAAAAAGAUCAACGGCUUCGAUGAUCUACGUAACCUGGAGCGGCUCUGGCUCUGCCACAACGACCUCCAGUGCGUCGAGGAUAUGUCAGCGAUCGCGAAGGCUAUCAACCUCAAGGAGGUAACCAUAGAGAACAACCCAGUGUCGCUAGCGGGAGACUGCGUUUCUUUCCUGGUCAGCUAUCUACCCGGACUGGUGUCACUCAGUCAGAUGCAGAUAACCGAACAAGUUCGACGGGCAGCAUCCGCAUGGCGAAAAAAUAAGGAACUGUCGGACCUGAACUACACCAAUCUUUCCACCGACGUUUGCCAGAGCAUUCGACGGGAGGAGAUAAUUUCUAACGCGAGAACCAACUGGGAACUGCUCAGAUCUCAGCAGACGAUUGCUUGCCGAAACGUGCAACGAAAUACGAACAACGGACAAACCACGGCCAACAAAAACAUUGACGUGGAGCCAGCUGCUAGUGUGAUUGAAGGUAACAGUAAAACUAAUACUAAGCCCAAGAAACCUACUACCAAUACAAACGGAACAAAUGGCACGAGCGGUCAGCGGCCAUCUCGAGCCGCUAAGAAAACACAAAAUCGCAAAAUCGUGCGAUCAUCAUCACAAGACAAUUCUGGAUCGCAGAUUUCCGAGCAAGGAGGCGAAGAAUACUUUCGACUGCCUCCAAUUCUUGCACCAUUUCUCGAACAAAAUCCUGUGACCGGAGCCCAAAGCAACAAAAUAGAAUCCUCCGAAUCCAGUACCUGCUUGCACCCAGAUUCCAGUAUUUCUAGUGCCUUCAGUUCAGACAAUGAGGAACUAAACUUGAAAGAUACCGACAAGGGUCCAGCAAUUGAAGCCGGCUCAAUCGAACCCUUAACAACACCGACAAAAGUACCCGACUCGUCUCCCUCGAACACCAUCAAUGAAGAGUCAAAAACCAUCAACAUAACAGCACCAGCCGAACUCCCAGUUGCACCAACAAAUCCCCCCGACGAACCAGGCAACGACAAAAUGUCCAACCUUUCCACCGUAUCCUCGAAGACAACAUCCGAUUCCAAUGGCACAACAACCUCGGACGAUCGGCCGGCUCCACCGUCAUCAACAAAACAGCGAAGCACCGUGGUACCGGUCAAACGCUACGGCAUUGGUACCCUGGUUCGUACGAACACCGCCCGCAGUUCGAUCAUCAAUAACGCCAACAGCCUAGCGAACACAUCAAACCUUGCAACCACAUCGAGCCUAGCCAACCCGAGUAUCCCCACUCCAAGUUCCUCCACAAGCGGUCCCAGUGUUUCCGGGAGUGCGGUAGCAAACGCUACCUUCACACCAACAACCAAAUCGAAGGUAACCGAACGAGAACGUGAACAGGGCGGCGACUAUCUUAUCGAAAUAUGCGGUCGAUAUCUAAACGUGUACGGAAUGGGGGCCCUGCGGUUCAUAGACAAACAGUGGAACACGGCGAAAGCCGGCGACGUACACACCGUCAAGUUCAGCUACAUCAACUUCAACAACAUCACAGCGAUUCUUUGUAGAAUAAAAAUUCGUUUCGUGAACGCCGAAAACUUCAUCUUCCGUGAGACGAACAUAUCCUGUCUGGGACAGAUCAACGCACUUGCCGAGAGUCAAGGAAUUGCAUCGUUGACCAUCGACCCAGAGGGUAACCCAAUAGCCAGCAAACCGUGGCGCAAUUAUGCCAUCUAUCGACUUUCGCACUGGGGUCUAAAACAAAUCAAUGGUACCGAGAUUGCCGAAGAGGAGGUACGAGCAGCGGAAGACAUGUACUCGGGUCUUUCCGAUCUAGUGCUGUGGUCCUUACCCGAAGGAUUACUGCAGCCACUGCUUCAGCGUCUGCGAUUGGAGGAAACUGCUCAUGCCACAAAAAUGACCGCCAAGGAGUGGUUGAUGCAAGCCGAUACCUCCCUGAAAAACAUCGUCGGCAAGGAGGCGCUACAGUGGAAAAAACACAGCACCAACCCGGAUGAUACAAUUAUGCGUGCCAAGGGUAAAGCGUACUUCGCACGGAUGCUCGACAACACCUGCAACGCAGUCGAUAAACUCCAGCAGUUGGAAAAUAUGUGGCCAACGCUGCUGGUAGAAAUGAUCCGUAACACCUUGAUAGAUUACUCGCAAAUCGACGUCUACGUGCGAACUAUGCUACAGGAACUGCUAAAAUGAUGCGAUGCCGCUGGAACAUGCCAUUCCAGCGCUUCAUCCGCUACAACAACGACCAGCAAAAGAGUCCUAGUCCUAAGACGAAUCAAGCAACAACGCUUCGACAGAAAGUAACAAUUUUCCCGCACAUCUGUGUUCAACCCUAAGUAUAUCAAUUUUUCUAGAAGCUUCCACACUAGGAGUUCAGCAUUGAAAACUCAAUUAUACAGUCCGUAGUCAAUUUUGUUUACAUCCGUUGUCCAACAACGACAACCGUAGCAAAGCCUAGCGAAUCAAUUUGAACCUAAGCUGUACUUUUUCUAAUAAAAUUGUAGAGGCAAUUUUCAACACGGUUAGUUCAGUUUACUAUACAUUUGUUAAUAACAUACGGAAAAGAAGCAGACAAAUACAGAAUGAUAACCUAUUCCGGAAGGGAAACGCGCAAUAAAUCAAAUAAAGUAAAGAUUGACAUUCAA
Molecule: messenger RNA, 4725 nt
Organism: Wyeomyia smithii (pitcher-plant mosquito)
Lineage: Eukaryota; Metazoa; Arthropoda; Insecta; Diptera; Culicidae
Exons: 2
Coding region: 551-4273 (1240 amino acids)
Molecular function (GO): protein binding
Source: RefSeq, a predicted model, not a curated record